Molecule: messenger RNA, 2049 nt
Organism: Anopheles marshallii
Lineage: Eukaryota; Metazoa; Arthropoda; Insecta; Diptera; Culicidae
Gene: Ptp36E
Product: receptor-type tyrosine-protein phosphatase mu
Exons: 15
Coding region: 1-2049 (682 amino acids)
Biological process (GO): protein dephosphorylation
Molecular function (GO): protein tyrosine phosphatase activity
Source: RefSeq, a predicted model, not a curated record
AUGUCCCGCUCGACGGCAUCCAAUCAACAGCGACGGCAAAGAUCAAGGUCUACCACACGCUAUGCCGACCUAGAGAAACCCAAGAAGAAAAAGACACUCAGCUCGACGAGUUUAGUUUCGAUACCCAACACCAUAAAGUUAAGCAUGUUAAAUAGCGGUUUGCUGUCACUAGAUAAAGUAAAACUAUCCGCACGAGAUGAAAAAAACCCACUAUCGCAGACGAUGCCCGACAAACCGACCGAACUGCGACACUUUGCGAAGCUGUGCGAACAGCGGCGCAAGUUUCCGAUACUGUACAAGCUCGAAUUCCAGACGGCUGUGAAGGUUGAAACCAACUCGUGCAAGCACGCCCUGCGCAAAGCCAAUGCACUCAAGAACCAGAACCCCAAAUGCAUUCCAUACGAUUACAAUAGGGUUGUUUUAGACAAGUACGACAACACACCGGACUCGGACUACAUCAAUGCGUCGUACGUGGAUAGUUUACUUAAGCCAAACGCGUAUAUCGUAACGCAGGGACCAACGGAGGAUACGGUGCUAGAUUUUUGGAGGAUGGUUUGGCAAGAGAACUGUAGCGCUAUUGUGAUGCUCACGAAGACGUUCGACUUUACUAAGGUUAUGUGUGUUCAGUACUGGCCACCGAACAAUGAGAAGGAAGAAAUCUACGGCGAUAUGCACAUCACGAUACAGUCCGAGGAGGAGCUAGCCAAUUUUCACAUAAGAACGUUUAGGCUGUUUAAACUCAAUAAAGAUAACGUAGUUGCGGAGGAGCGAUUUUUACUACAGUUUCACUACACCGAAUGGCAUUCACAUACCUGCCCUUUUUCCAAUGCAAUUCUCGAGUUCCGCCGGCGGGUGCGCGCCGUCGUCGGGACAAUCAUCAAAGCGAACAGCAGGAUCGGUCCGAUGCUGGUACACUGCAAUGACGGUGGUGGUCGAUCGGGCGUGUAUUUAGCGAUCGAUGCCAACAUGGAGCUGGCCGAGGAGGAAGACUCGUUUCACGUGUUCGGCUACCUGAAGAAGCUACGCCAGUCGAGGAAAGGCCUUAUAGAAAACGUGGACCAAUACAAAUUCGUAUACGACACGCUGGAGGAGUUCAUUAUCUGCGGCAAUUCGUGGUUUCCGGUGAAGGAGCUGUCGCAGCGAUUGAAGGAGAAAAGCCUGAAGGAUCCGCUCACCAAGAUGAACUCGUACCAGCGGGAGUAUGCCCAGAUCUGCAAGCAGACGCCCCGCUUCACCAUCGGCGACUGUGCCGGUGGCCACCGGGGUGACAAUCGGGAAAAGAAUCGCGACGUCCUUUGCGUACCACCUGACAACUUCCGUCCUUACCUUAGCUCGUUUCAGGGAAAUUCAUUUACCGACUACAUUAACGCCGUGUUCGUUGACGGCUACACGAAACCGCGCGAGUACAUCGUCACGGAAUGGCCCCUCCAGAAGACGUGCGGUGAAUUCUGGUCCCUCGUUUACGAUCACGAAUGUGCUGCCGUCGUCGUGCUUUGCCAGCCACCGCACAACUCGCAACAAUAUCCCGCCUUCUGGCCCGAGGGUCGCCACUCGAAAAAGUACGGACCGGUGUUUACCAUCGAUCACAUCUCGCACCAGCACUAUUCCAACAUCAAGUCGUGGAUCUUCCGGAUCAACAAGAAGGUCAUCUCGCUGACGGAGCUGAUGGCGGGCGUAAAAGCACCCCCGAGAACGGUGCAACUCUUCCAGCUCACCUGUUGGCCGAUGGGUCAUAAGGUACCGACGUCGACAAACUCGCUGGUCGAGCUGAUGAAUAUGGUCGAACGUUGGAGGCAAAAAACGGACUACGGUCCCGUCUGUGUGGUGUCACCUGACGGCCGUAGCCGCGCAGGUGUGUACUGUGCGGCCAACGCCUGUAUAGAGCAGGUCAUCCAGCAUGGGGAAGUGGACGUUUUUCAGGCUGUGAAAACUGUGCGAAGGCAUCGACCGCAACUCGUCGAUAACAUGACUGAAUACAAGUACUGCUAUGAUCUGGUGCUGCACUACGUGUUGCACUACCUGAAUAAAGACUUGAAAGAAAAGAAGUGA